AUGCCUCGUGAAGAGGAACCACACUCGGAGAAGCAACCGGACAAUCACCACGGGGAUCAAUAUCAUUCGGAACCGCAGUCGAGCUCUCAGCAGGGAAAUCAACUGGUCGUCCUGGCAACGGCAAUGGUUAUUGCCCUGAAUCACCACGGAUACUCAAGACCAGCAAGGAUCCUCAUCGACCAAGGCUCAGAAGUGUCAUUGGUAUCUGAGCGCUUGGUCAAUCAACUACAAUUGAAACGGAGGUCCUCAUCACUAUCAAUUGUCGGCAUCGGAGAAGCUUCCUCGGGAAGCACGCGUGGGGUUGUGUCAUUCGACUUACAACCGAGACACAAUUCUACUGCGCUGCUAAACUUGGAGGCUCACAUCAUGAGGAAGCUCACGGCAAAGAUCCCACCAUUUGCCUGUGACACACGGACUCCCCAAGAACUAUGGGAACUCAAUUUGGCGGAUCGGACAUUCCUACAACCUGGGGCUAUCGACAUAAUCAUCGGAGCUGAUUACUACGGAAAAAUUAUCACGGACGGAAUUAUGAGAUACAACGGAACAGGUCUCAUAGCCCAGCAGACAUCCUUUGGCUGGGUAGUAUCGGGGCCAGUCUGCUGUACAGGCUGCGCUAAGAAGCGGUCACUGAGGGUGACCACACGGACCAUCAACCAACAAUUAUUGGACUGCUUAAAGAAGUUCUGGACGCAGGAAGAAAUACCGGACAACCCAUCAACGGUAAUGAGUAAGGCUGAUGCAGAAUGCGAGCAGCAUUUUGUGGAAACUCAUAGAAGAGACGCAACGGGACGGUAUACAGCUCAUACACUAUACCGGAAAUUCAUUAAGGAGUAUGAGGCCUUGGAUCACAUGCAACGGGCACCAGCGACGUCAGAGACACGGCUGGCAUACUACUUGCCUCAUCACGGAGUGCUGAGACCGGAUAGCACGACGACCAAACUAAGGGUCGUAUUCGACGCUUCACACAGAAGCUCUACGGGAGUGUCACUGAAUGACAUCCUUCAUUCAGGACCGAAACUUCAAACGGAGUGCUCUGACGUCCUCAUCUGGCUUCGUCGGCAUCGAUUGGUCUUCGGAGCGGACAUCGAAAAAAUGUUCCGUCAGAUUCGCGUCCAUCAGGAUGAUUGGGGCUAUCAACGAAUCUUCUGGAAGGACGACGACGGCCAGAUCAUCGAAUAUCAGCUAACAACGGUCACUUACGGCACCAGCUGUGCACCUUGCCUGUCUCUUCGGGUGCUGAAGCAGCUGGCAAUCGAUGAAGCUCAUCGAUUUCCUUUGGCUUUAUCAACGUUCACACGGGGGCGAUACGUUGACGAUAUCUACGGAGGUGCAGAAACCGAAGAGGAAUUGGAAGAAAUAAUCAAGGACCUAAUCGGACUCUGCAUGGCGGGCGGCAUGCCACUGCAGAAAUGGUGCAGCAACGCGCCACGGACACUCGGACAACUCGGAAUAUCGGCGGAAUCAGCUCCAACUAUCGAAUUCGGGCAAUCAUCAGUGAAAGUGUUGGGCCUCUGCUGGCAGCCUCAGACAGACACUUUCUACUUCAAGGCAAGGAACUUCAGCGGAGACACCAUCACCAAACGCGUAAUCCUGUCCGAGAUUGCGCAAAUUUAUGAUCCUUUGGGACUAAUAGCACCGGUCACCAUCACGGCAAAAAUAUUUAUUCAAGAAUUGUGGCUGCUCAAACUCGACUGGGACGAGCAAAUACCAAUGACACACGCUAAACGGUGGAGAAGUUUCAGGGAGGAACUUCAACGGUUGAGCAGCCUAUCAAUACCACGAUGGCUACAUCUUUCAGCGGGAAAGAAAAUACAACUACACGGAUUUGCGGACGCAUCGACCCUGGCAAUGGGUGCAUCGGUCUAUCUUCGAUCCUGGUCAGCACCAUCGGGAACCAACGUCAACCUGGUUUGUGCCAAAACCAAGGUGGCUCCCCUCAAGAAGAUGACCAUUCCACGGCUGGAGCUCACGGCAGCUGUCAUGGUCACAAAUCUAAUGGCCUAUGUACAGCGAGCUCUGGAACUUGAGGAUGCGGAGCUCUACUUAUGGAGCGACUCAUCAGUAGCCAUCGCAUGGAUCAACGGAGAUCCAUCACGGUGGAAGGACUUUGUGCAGAACAGGGUUCUCAAGAUCCAAGAAACCCUGCCCACUGCCAAAUGGAAUCACAUCAACGGCAAGGAGAAUCCAGCGGACUGCGCAUCAAGAGGAAUAUCACCAACGGAAUUGCGGGAGCAUCAUCUCUGGUGGACUGGACCAUCAUGGCUUGUCCAACCACCAGAACAAUGGGUAGCAGCAUCAACGGAAGCAGCAUCAACGGAAUUAGCAUCAACCUCGGAAUUAGCAUCAGCGGUGGCAAUGGAGGCGAAACCACCCACCAUCAGCUCAUAUCCAGUGCACAUUGUCGACGAAGAUGCACUGAUCAAUCGGAUUUCGUCAUGGAACAAGGUAGCUCGAAUCACAGCCUGGGUGAAUCGAGCAGUAAACAAAUUCAAGGGACAACCAACACCGGAUUCUCCACAACUCGGAACUACGGAAAUAGAGGACGGAAGACUGUUCUGGGUUAAGUACACCCAACGGCGAUACUUCGAACGGGAAAUCAACAUAUUGAAGACUGGAAGAUCACUGGCAGCCAAGCAUCGUAUGGCGACGCUGACGCCAUACCUGGAGAACGACGUCAUGCGCAUGGGCGGACGUCUUCGGAAUUCAACAUUGGAUCUGGAGGAGAAGAAUCCAAUUAUUCUCCCACGUCACUCACCGCUAUCAUCACUUAUCAUUGCGGAAGCUCAUCAGAGGAGCUUCCACGGGGGAACGCAACUCACGUUGGCACACAUCCGGCAGAGGUACUGGAUCAUCGGAGGACGGGCACCAGUACGCUCACACAUAUUAAAGUGCGUCAUCUGCGCACGUCAUCGAGCUGUGCGAGCUCAACAGCUGAUGGGACAGCUGCCAUCGCGACGAGUGACACCAUCACGAGUCUUCCUUCACUCAGGAGUAGACUUCGCCGGUCCAAUCAACAUCCUGAGGUGGAGAGGCUCCGGGGCAGGCAAAACAAUGUACAAAGCGUACAUCUGCCUAUUUGUCUGCUUCGCCACAUCCGCCACACACUUGGAACUGGUCACAGAUCUCACGGCGGACGGAUUCAUCGCAGCGUACAAGCGAUUUACGGCAAGACGGGGAAUUUGCGCGACCCUGACCAGUGACAGGGGACUAAACUUCAUCGGGGCAGAAAAGGAAUUACGGCAAAUUAUCCACCAGGCAUCCAGCGAAUCGGCAACCAUCAAGAACUGGCGAGCAACAAACGGAACGGAAUGGAGAUUUAACCCGCCCUACUCGCCACACAUGGGAGGCAAGUGGGAGGCCGCGGUUAAAUCCACGAAACAUCAUUUACGGAGAGUGAUAGGAAAUUCAACUCUGACGUACGAGGAAUUUACGACUCUUCUGACUCAGGUUGAAGCCAUCCUGAACUCGAGGCCACUCUGCCCGAUAAAUAACGACCCGCAAGACACAACGGCAUUGACACCAGGGCACUUCAUCAUCGGCGGAUCGCUGACAGCGAUUCCAGAACCAAGUCUGGAACACAUCAACACGGAUCGGUUAAACCGGUGGCAACUUAUCACGCAGAAGGUGCAGAACUUCUGGGACCAUUGGGCACGCGAGUGCGUGCAUCGCUAUCAACAAAUCUAUCGGUGGAGGAAACCAACGGACGACAUUAAAAUUGGGACGUUGGUUCUCAUAUCAAACGAGCAGGAACCGCCAACCAGAUGGCCCCUGGCUCGAGUCAUCAGGAUCCACCCGGGACGGGACAACUUGACCAGGAUUGUCACACUUUGGAAGGGCAACAAGGAAACGCAGCGGGCAAUCCAUCGAUUGGUACCACUACCAAUCAACGGCGACCUACUGGAAGGUCAAAACUAA
Molecule: messenger RNA, 3915 nt
Organism: Diachasmimorpha longicaudata
Lineage: Eukaryota; Metazoa; Arthropoda; Insecta; Hymenoptera; Braconidae
Exons: 3
Coding region: 1-3915 (1304 amino acids)
Biological process (GO): DNA integration
Molecular function (GO): nucleic acid binding
Source: RefSeq, a predicted model, not a curated record